Malania oleifera is the source of this 477-nucleotide messenger RNA. RefSeq lists its product as uncharacterized. Lineage: Eukaryota; Viridiplantae; Streptophyta; Magnoliopsida; Santalales; Ximeniaceae. Bases 1 to 477 code for a protein of 158 amino acids. The transcript has a single exon. The record is from RefSeq and is a predicted model, not a curated record.
AUGGCCAACGGCACCGUCAACAGCAGAAGGUCGACCUCUUUUGAAAAUAUCGACAGCGACUCAGAGACCACAUCCAUUGGAGGUUCGAAUGGGCUAGACAACACAGCCUUUCCACUCUCGGUAGAGAAAUUAAAUGGAAAAAAUUUCUGUGAGUGGGCUCAAUCCAUAAAAUUGGUAAUUAAAGGAAAAGGUAGGCUAGGUUAUCUUACCGGUGAACGGAGGAAACUAGACUCUACCGACGUUGCAGCCUUACAAAAAUGGAGAUCCGAAAACUCCAUGGUCACCGCUUGGCUCGUCAACUCGAUGCAACCGUCAAUCGGGAAAAUCUACUUGUUCUUUCCAAUAACGAAUGAAGUCUGGGACGCCGUUCGUGAGGCAUAUUCCGACGUCGAGAGUUACUCGCUGAUCUUUGAGAUCAAGACCCAAUUGUGGCAGAUGAGGCAAGGUGAGCUCGAUCUGAGCAUCGAAGAAGAAUAG